Messenger RNA from Aureobasidium musti, 2772 nucleotides. The record is from the annotation of a GenBank genome assembly. NCBI's taxonomy places the organism in Eukaryota, Fungi, Ascomycota, Dothideomycetes, Dothideales, Saccotheciaceae.
AUGUCAAUUAUUAGCGACGCUGUCUAUCCUUCACGACUAAACACCGAAACUUCCGCUGUCCCCGUCAACACUCUCGCCGACAAAUUACUGUCCCGGAAGCGCAAGCGAGACGGCGACACUCCGCCAACGAAAGCGCCAUCUCGUCUGCCCAUAGUCCCACCAAGAGCAGGCGUCCCUCUGCACAAGGCCUUCUCCGACACUCGUCUUCUCCGACCACAACAAUUUACUCCAUCAUCAUCCUUACCGCAAACGUUUGUCGUCAGAGUGCGCUUCAUCCUUCCAGCCAUCGCCGCAUGCCUUACUGAAUCAUGUGCANNGUCUGUCGACAAUGACAAACCUUUAUCCUUCCGCAUCCUGAACACGCUCCCUCGCGCUGCUCUGCCCUUGAGCUACAUCGACAACUCGACCUCUCCUACCCGCCUCUUCUCCGCCCACCUACCGCAGCUCGAUCACGACUCCAUCUCCGCUCCGCUCGUCCUUAUCGCUCGCCUCGAGACCCAGCCAAAUGAGCCCUUGUACGCUAUAGAAAGAGUCGGAGAAAAGAGAUAUGCGCUCUGCAAGUUGGCUGCUUGGCUGAACCCGGAUCACGUUCAAACUCUCGCACCACCGGCUCUCACGACUGCGAAACCCUUGCCACAAUUCCUAAGUGACAUCUCUUGCGAUUCGUGGUGGCAGACUGCAGCCAUUCAAGUGCCUUCGAUACCAACUGUAACCUCUCGCAAAGCUCCCUGCUUGUCUCUGUUCCGUCGUCGGCCGUCGCUAUCCCAAUCUUUGCCCGUGUCGCAGCUCGCAAUCGCCCCAGCCGUGGCAGACCAACCUGUGCUUGCAGAGGAGACAUGUCAGACCCCCGAGGACGUCUUGGCCCGUUUCAUAUCACAAUACCUCGAUACGCUCUACCUUUCCAAGACACCACUUGCCUUCUUCACCAAGGGCCCACUAUCUCGAUUGCGUGCUGCCUACACAACAGGCCAGCUCUCUGACACAACCGUCUCCGAUCUAGUACAAUUUUUGCGAAGCCUGAUACUAUCGUCCCUCACUGCCGACAAGAAGUAUCGCGACAAGUUGCCUGAACUUCUGAGAGACCUACCAUCGCAAUCUCCAGANAAAGAUCACACACCCGCUGCCAAAAAGAAGAGACGGAAAAGGAAGCUCAAGCCGGACAAGCAUGGCCUGCUUCCUGAAGAGGAUGAAUUCUUCACCAAGUGGUGGUACCAGGAUGAAGCUUCGGCGCCGUCUGAUGAGACGGCUGAACAAUCGCUGAAACGUAGAGGUCCGCAGCUCAGGACUCGUGAGACGUUCAUGCAAGUCGUCCUGGCGUUGGAAAUUCUGAGUCUGGAGGCGCUCCCAGAGUUCAAGUUGGUGCAGGAACAAGCCACACAAGCAAAGAGCAAGAAGGGCGACACAAUCAUCAUGAGCCUCGAAUUGCUCGUAGACAAACUCUGCAUCUGGCAUUCUCUCCACGCCGCCGACCUGCUGGGCGAUGCGCCAAAGCCUGACAAGACGGCCAAAGAUGGUGCCAACCAGUUACACAGCUUCUGUGUCGAGGUCAUCAUUCCCUUCUACAUGUCUCGCACUCACGAGCAUGCCUCUUUCGUCAACAANAAGCUCGGUGGUCCAGGUUCUUCGUCGACAACCAAGCCCAAGCCCAGUCGCAAGCUUUCUGAAGCAGAUAUGAAAACUACCGCCGACAAGAAAAAUCGUCGUUCGCUUGCUCGCGUCGCAACAGAGAGUUUCUCUCAACCUGCCAAAACUCCUCGCUCACUUAGUCGCUCGGCCACCGACUCACAAGUCGUCCCUGUCAAGUCCGAGACACCAGAAGUUCCAUUGUUUUCUAUCCCGCUUCGACGAGAUAGCCAGUCAUCUAUGGCACGGAAGAGUGAUGUCUUAGAGAAACAUCGCCUGCGUCAAAGAGAAGUCGACUUUGGUGCCAUUGCUGCAGCAAACGAGACCAAGGCCAAGAAGAAACAAGAGGUUGAGCAGAAACUCAAGGAUGCAAUCUCGACAUUGAAGAGGCCGAGUCGUGCUGUUGUCUCUGGAGAGUUUGUGGACGCUGUUGAACAGAGGAAGCGUAUGGCAGAAGGCAGAGCUAGACCGCCAUUGCACAAGCGAAAGUCUUCGUCAGUCGCACAAGUCUCUGCCACUCCGAAGAACGGCCACAAGAACUCUGCUAUUGCUGCGACACCCCACCACAUCCCGGCUCCCUCUUUUGUUCGACCAUCAGUCUCCUCAUCUGGCCCUUCUCUGGUGCCUUCUUCCAACAUCAAGCAGAAGUCUUUGCCUUUCGCGCACUUCCCUCCAGUGAAUGAGGCAUCUGACGAUGAAGAUGCAAUUCCCGCUACGGACAACCGGCCUCGCCAUAGGGAUGCGCUCGCCGAGACGCCCUCAAAGCCUCGCGUUGAAUUUACCUCGCUGCCAGGCGCAUCUCCGGACGAGGACGAGCAGACAUACCGUCAUGUUGACCAGAACAGAGGUGAUUCUUCUCCUUUGCGCGAGAGUCCGACUUUGUUGAAGACACCGAGCAAACCGCAACGACCGAAGUUCAGCAUCACCCUAAGCAAGCUAACUCCGCCUUUGAUCUUUGGAAAAGCCAGAGCAAAGCAGAGCGCUACCAACACACCGCUUGCGGCCACUGCGACUGCGGCAUUGGGAAACGUGCUUGGUGGUUCGUCUGUGUUGACGGGUCCGCAAAGCACUGAUGAAGCUGGGUCAAAGGAUCAAGCCGACAACAUCUAUGCCGCUCUUGGGUGGGAUGAUGACCUUGAUGAUGAUUAG